UUACAUAAAAAACAUAUAGGUGAUGAACAAAAUCAAGCACGUGCUUCCUCUUCAUUUGGUGGAAGCCAGAGAGAGAGAGAGAGAGAGAGAGAGAGAGAAGCUCACAAGCUUACUUUCCAGCCAAGCCACAAGUCACACACUCUCUUCUCUGUAUUGCAAAGCUGAGCACAGUUCUCUCCUUCUUCUUCUGUGCAGUUUGAUUCGCAAAACCCAAGUCUCAUUUUGUUCUCUCUGACUCUCUGAUUCCUUUUCUUUUUGUCGUUUAACGAAAGCUUUGACCUUUGGUCGGUGUUUUUUUUUUUUGUAGCCGUUAACAUAAAUGCAAAAGCAGUUGAAAAGUUCUUAGCUUUGAGAGCUCUCAAUCCCAACAACAAUCAACCCGUUUCGUUUCUUUCGAUUCUUCUCUCUCUCUCUCUCUCUCUCUCUCUCUCUCUCUCUCUCUCUCUCUCUCUUGGUAAAUGCAACUACUUGUGCUUUGAUUCUGGAAGAAAGAUUGUAGAUUCACGAACCGGGUUCGGUUCCGGAUCCUAAACCGGCAAUGUCAACUGGGUAGAUCCGUUUUUUAUCAGCCUGAGUACACACAAACCAUGAAAAGGGUUUACCUUUUUCUGGUUUUGCUAUACAUUUCAACUUCUCCAUCUCACUCUCUCGUCACAACCGAACAAGAGCGAGACAUUCUGCUUCAAUUCAAAGAAACCAUCACCGACGAUCCCCACAACAGCUUAGCCUCUUGGACCCUCGACGGAGACCACUGCGACACCUUCAACGGAGUCACCUGCAACCCGGAAGGGUUCGUGGACAAGAUCGUCCUCUGGAACACGAGUCUCGCCGGGACUCUGACCCCGAGACUCUCCGGUCUAAACUCUAUCCGUGUCCUGACCUUGUUUGGCAACAGGUUUACGGGUAACCUACCGUCGGAUUACUCAAAGCUGCAGACUUUGUGGACCAUCAACGUUAGCUCCAACGCGUUGUCCGGUCCGAUCCCGGAGUUUAUCGGUGGUCUGUCUAGCUUGAGGUUUCUCGACUUGUCUAAGAACGGUUUCUCCGGUGAGAUUCCUGUUUCUCUGUUUAGGGUCUGCGGCAAGACCAAGUUCGUGUCUUUGUCUCACAACAACCUCUCCGGAUCAAUCCCUGGUUCGUUAGCUAACUGUAACAACCUCGAAGGGUUUGAUUUCUCUUACAACGGUCUUAACGGGGGGUUGCCGCCUGGGGUCUGUGAUAUCCCUGUGCUUGAGUAUAUCUCGGUGAGGAACAAUCUGUUGUCUGGUGGUGAUGUCUCUGAGGAGGUGGUGAAGUGUAAGAGGCUGAGCCAUGUUGAUUUGGGGAGUAAUAUGUUCCAAGGGUUAGGGCCUUUCGAGGUUCUUGGAUUCGUGAAUAUAACUUAUGUUAAUGUCUCUCGGAACCGGUUUGGUGGGGAGAUUGGAGAGGUUGUUGAGUGUGGUCAGAGGUUGGAGUUUUUGGAUGCUUCUUCUAAUGAGUUGACCGGUGGGAUCUCUGGAGGUGUGACCGGUUGCAAAAGUCUCAAGCUUUUGGACUUGGAGUCUAACAGGCUGAACGGGAGUAUCCCUGGAGGUAUUGGGAAGAUGGAGAAGCUCUCGGUUGUUAGGUUAGGUGAUAACUCUAUAGAUGGGGAGAUACCAGAGGAGAUUGGUGGGUUGGAGUAUCUGCAGGUUUUGAAUCUGCAUGAUCUCAACCUCGUUGGUGAAGUUCCAGAGGAUAUCUCCAAUUGCAGAUUACUUCUUGAACUAGAUGUUUCAGGGAAUGAUUUAGAAGGGGAGAUAUCUAAGAAGAUACUAAACUUAACAAACUUAGAGAUUCUUGAUCUGCAUCGUAACCGAAUCAACGGAAGCAUUCCAUCCGAGCUUGGAAGCCUCUCUAGACUCCAGUAUCUAGAUGUUUCACAGAACUCGCUUUCUGGCUCGAUCCCGUCUUCACUCGGUAGCUUGAACAGGCUAACGCAUUUCAACGUCUCCCACAACAAUCUAUCCGGUGUUAUCCCUCCUGUUCCGGUGUUACAGUCUUUCGGAUCUUCCGCGUUUGAAAACAACCCUCUCCUCUGCGGUGAUCCUCUUGUAAUUACUAAUACACCCUGCAGCUCACGUGGAGCCACCUCUGCAAAGUCAAGAAGCUCUCAAGCUCUAAGCGUUUCGGUUAUCAUCGUCAUAGUCGCCGCAGCUGUGAUCCUCCUUGGUGUAUGUCUAGUUCUUGGUUUGAACCUCAGAGCUCGUAAAAGAAGAAAAGACGAAGAAGAAGAAGUGGUCACACUCGAGACCACUCCUCUAGCCUCUUCGAUAGACUCAAGCGGUGGUGGUGGUGGUGUGAUAAUAGGAAAGCUCGUUCUCUUCAGCAAGAACUUGCCUUCCAAGUACGAAGACUGGGAAGCCGGCACAAAAGCUCUCCUCGACAAGGACAACAUAAUAGGGAUGGGAUCCAUCGGCUCGGUCUACAGAGCUUCUUUCGAAGGUGGAGUGUCCAUCGCGGUGAAGAAGCUCGAGACGUUGGGAAGAAUCAGAAACCAAGAAGAGUUUGAGCAAGAGCUGGGACGCCUCGGUGGUUUGCAGCAUCAGAACCUCUCUUCUUACCAGGGAUACUACUUCUCCUCGACCAUGCAGUUGAUUCUCUCUGACUAUGUCUCCAACGGUAGCCUCUACGAGAAUCUACACUCUAGAAUCCACCCUAGAGGAGGAGGAGCCAGCACGAGCCAUGGUGGUAAUAAUACUGAUUUGAACUGGCAGAGAAGGUUUGUGAUCGCUUUGGGAACAGCGAAAGCGCUCUCUUUCCUUCACGAUGAUUGCAGACCAGCGGUUCUUCAUCUCAACGUGAAGUCCAGCAACGUUCUUUUGGACGAGAGGUACGAGGCGAAGCUGUCGGAUUACGGGUUAGAGAAGUUUCUUCCGGUUCUUGACAGUUUUGGCAGGACCAAGAAGUUCCAUAACGCGGUUGGUUACAUUGCUCCGGAGCUGGCUCAGCAGAGUUUGAAAGCGAGUGAGAAAUGCGAUGUGUAUAGCUACGGUGUGGUGCUUCUCGAGCUGGUUACGGGGAGAGAACCGGUGGAGUCUCCGAGGGGUAACCAGGUUUUGAUAUUGAGAGAUUACGUGAGGGAUAUGUUGGAGACCGGUUCGGCUUCUGAUUGUUUUGACAGAAGGUUGAGGGAGUUUGAAGAGAAUGAGCUGAUUCAGGUUAUGAAGUUGGGACUGCUUUGCACGUCGGAGAGUCCUUUGAAGAGACCGAGUAUGGCUGAGGUUGUUCAGGUUCUUGAAUCAAUCAGAAACGGGUUUGGAUCAUGAUGAAAAGCUUCUUUUUUUUUCUUUUUUGAUAAUUCUUUUGGAGUAAAAAGAUUGCAUAGAAGAUGUGCAGUGUAGUGUUCAGUGUUUAGAAAAGGUUUUAUUCUUUUGUUUCACAAACUUUUUGAGAUUUUUUUUUACAUGUUCCACAAACUUUUACAUAUAACA
Messenger RNA from Raphanus sativus (radish), 3452 nucleotides. Its product is annotated as probable LRR receptor-like serine/threonine-protein kinase At1g12460. The transcript is spliced from 2 exons. The record is from RefSeq and is a predicted model, not a curated record. Bases 588 to 3287 code for a protein of 899 amino acids. Gene Ontology annotation, molecular function: protein binding; protein kinase activity; ATP binding. Gene Ontology annotation, biological process: protein phosphorylation. Lineage: Eukaryota; Viridiplantae; Streptophyta; Magnoliopsida; Brassicales; Brassicaceae.